Messenger RNA from Camelina sativa (false flax), 987 nucleotides. The record is from RefSeq and is a predicted model, not a curated record. Lineage: Eukaryota; Viridiplantae; Streptophyta; Magnoliopsida; Brassicales; Brassicaceae.
CUCCUCCGUCACCGUCUCCACAUCGUCGGAGAAGUUCAGAUCCCGGUUCACCACUGUCUCCUCGCACUCCCCGGAGUCCGCACGGAUUGCAUCACGCGAGUGAUCUCUCAUCCUCAAGCUCUGGCUCAGACGGAAGGAUCGCUCAACAAACUCACCCCAAAAGCCGCGAUCGAGGCGUUUCACGAUACAGCCGCCGCGGCUGAAUACAUAGCAGCCAACGACCUCCACGACACGGCGGCUGUAGCGAGCGCAAGAGCGGCUGAGCUCUACGGGCUAAAUAUUCUCGCCGACGGGAUCCAAGACGACGCCGGGAACGUCACGCGAUUCCUUAUGCUAGCGCGUGACCCGAUCAUCCCCCGCACGGAUCGUCCGUUUAAAACGAGCAUCGUUUUCGCGGCUCAGGAACACAAAGGAACUAGCGUUCUCUUCAAAGUGCUCUCCGCGUUCGCGUUUCGAAACAUCAGCCUAACUAAAAUCGAGUCGCGGCCGCACCAUAACUGUCCGGUCAGAGUCGUCGGCGACGAGAACGUCGGGACCUCGAAGCAUUUCGAGUACACGUUCUACGUGGAUUUCGAAGCGAGUAUGGCGGAGGCGCGUGCGCAAAACGCGCUAUCGGAGGUGCAGGAGUACACGUCAUUCCUCAGGGUGCUGGGAAGUUACCCAAUGGAUAUGACGCCAUGGUCCACGUUACCACCACCUAGCCAAGAAGACGUAUGACAAUAUUUCUAUCUAUAAUUUUAUUUAAUAACAUUAUGAUAAAAUUAUCGUAAUUUAUAUAUAUAUAUACUUGGUGGGAGUUAAAUUAGAAUUUGUAGAACUCGUUUUGCAAGUGAUAGUGGGGAGAAUAAUAUUAAAUUUUAUUUCUCUCCUAUAUCACAAACCAAAUAUUUUGUGUGUUGUAUAUGUAUCCUCUACUCUGUUGGAACAAGAUCGGUUUGUAGUUUGGUUUCGAAGAUUACAAUUGAAGAUAUUUUCUUAAGCUAAGCA